This is a messenger RNA of Leptosia nina, 1545 nucleotides long. NCBI's taxonomy places the organism in Eukaryota, Metazoa, Arthropoda, Insecta, Lepidoptera, Pieridae. The record is from the annotation of a GenBank genome assembly.
AUGUUUCGCUCAAUUAUCUUGUUAAUUCCCAUUGUGACAGCUGCUUACGAUGACCCCGCACAACAGUUGGUCGCAUUCAAGAACAGCACUCAGGGACCCAUCGGUAUCAUGACAACUAGUAAUGGAGCCCCCGUGAAAUACAAAUACGCAACGGGCACUCUCAACAGUAGAUUGUUGUUCCACGAGUACUUUAUGGAUUCCCUAACGCAUUUCUCUCGCGAGCGUAUUCCAGAACGAGUGGUCCACGCAAACGGCGCAGGAGCAUUUGGCUUUUUCGAAGUAACCCAUGACAUCACGCACAUUUGCAAAGCGAAAAUGUUCGAAUCAGUUGGCAAGAGGACACCUAUAGCUAUCAGGUUCUCAUCUAUAUUUGGAGACAGAGGUGCCAGCGAUACCCUCAGAGACGGAAGAGGCUUCGCUGUAAAGUUUUAUACUGAGGAAGGAAAUUUCGAUAUCGUCGGUCUGAGUGCACCCGCCUUUGUUAUAAAGGAUCCUCUCUUCUUCACGACCUUCGUCAGAUCAAUUAAAAGGAAUCCGCAAACGGAUCUUCUAGAUGCCAACCUCAUGUGGGACUUUUUGACCCUCCGACCGGAAAGUUGGAAUACAUUCAUGCGCGUUUUCGGAGAUAGGGGUAUUCCUGUCUAUACGAAUAUGCCUGGCUUCGGGAUUCACACCUACCAAGUAGUGAAUGAUGCAGGGAUGAGUUAUUUCAUCAGAUUUCACUUCGUUCCUGAUACGGAGGAGAAAACGUUGACGUCGGAGCAAGCGAGAGGGAUCAACUCUGAAGACGCAGAUUACAACAAGCGAAGAUUGUUCAAGGCCAUUUUGAAUGGAGACUUCCCAUCUUGGACGUUCUCGAUACAGAUAUUGUCCGUGGAUGACGUAAAGAACGCGGAUUUCGACGUGUUUGAUGUUACCAAAAUCCUGCCCCAGGAUAAAUAUCCAUUACAUCCUGUUGGUCGUAUGGUGUUAGACAGGAACCCAGAUAAUUACUUUGCUGAUAUAGAACAGUUAGCUUUCAAUCCAGCUAAUUUGGUUCCCGGAAUAUUGGGUGGUCUUGACAAACUGUUUGAGGCGCGUCGUCUAUCAUACCGGGACGCUCACUACUAUCGUUUGGGUGCGAAUUUUAACAAUAUUAGAGUUAAUUGUCCAUUUAAUACUAAACCUUUGACGUAUAAUCGAGAUGGUCACGCACCAGUCAAAGACAACCAGAAGUAUCUUCCGAAUGUUUACCCGAAUUCCUUUAAUGGACCAGCACCAGUGGAACCUUGGAGGGACUUUUCGGAGCCGGAAUUAUUGCAUAUAAUUGAAGCGGACCCGAAUAAUUUGGAUCAGAUCAAGGAUUAUUACCAAUACACAUUGACUGACGGUGAAAGAAAAAGAUUGCUAGAGAAUAUAUUGAGUAGCUUGGUUUCAGCUACGCAAUUCUUGCAGGACAGGGCGAUUGCUCUAUUCAAUAGCAUAGAUCCUGACCUAGGUUAUAAGGUUGCAUCAGGUCUUGCUUUAAACACAACUAUGGAAAUGCAUUAUUUAGGUCUAAAAUAA